AUGGCCACGAAUCCAUCCAAUGAUGAUCAGAUCUCUAUCAGGCAUGCACGUCCUGAAGACGUGCCUUUCCUCGCGGCCGUCGAGACCUCUGCUGCCGCACUCUUCCGGACCGUGAACCUCGGCUGGAUCGCCGAUAUGCCGCCGAUGGAACCGUCAUUGCUCCACAGGAUGAUCUCCAGAAAUCGCGUCUGGGUCGCAGUCACGUCAGACGUCCCUGUGGCCUUUUCCGCCGCAGAACCAAAGGACGGGCUGUUUUACAUUGCAGAACUCUCUGUACACCGGGAAUGGCAGCGAAAGGGCAUAGCAACGAAGCUAAUCGCUGAGAUGGAGCGGCAGGCGCGACAGGAGGGUUUUUCGCAUCUUUCGCUGACGACGUAUCGAGACAUCGAAUGGAAUGGCAAGUUCUAUGCCAAACUGGGAUUUGUUGAAGUCGAACCGGCAGCAGCUGGUGUGCAGCAUGUCAAGGAGCUUGAAGACGAGAGGGAGAAGGGACAUGAUAUCACGAGACGAAUUUGGUUAGAGAUAUCCAACUAA
Rasamsonia emersonii CBS 393.64 is the source of this 534-nucleotide messenger RNA. RefSeq names its product GNAT family acetyltransferase. The coding region runs from base 1 to 534 and encodes 177 amino acids. The transcript has 2 exons. NCBI's taxonomy places the organism in Eukaryota, Fungi, Ascomycota, Eurotiomycetes, Eurotiales, Trichocomaceae. The record is from RefSeq and is a predicted model, not a curated record. Gene Ontology annotation, molecular function: acyltransferase activity, transferring groups other than amino-acyl groups.